AUGAAAUUUGGGCAUUUGGCUCUCUUUGUCUUCCUCCUUCAUUUGGGGUUGUCGGCCAUUGAACCUGUUACUGCGACUACUAAAAAUCCUGCAGAUUACUUGUCUUUCGAUUACUACCUUAAAACAUGUCCGGAUGCUGAGGGCAUCAUCCAGCAAAAAGUGGGAGCCUGGAUUCAGAAGGAUUUCACCUUGGCUCCUAGCCUCAUUCGUCUGCACUUCCACGACUGUGCUGUUAGGGGAUGCGACGCAUCCAUUUUGUUGAACUUUAAAGGAAGUGAGAGGGCAUCAUAUGUCAGCAGUACUCUGAGAGGUUUCCAAGUGAUUGACGAAAUCAAGGCAGCGCUCGAGAAGAGGUGCCCUAGAACCGUCUCUUGUGCCGACAUUCUCACCGCCGCCGCCAGAGACGCCACUGUCUUUGCCGGAGGUCCGUUCUGGCAAGUCCCAUUCGGGCGCAAAGACGGGAGAAUUUCAAUAGACAAAGAAGCCGAAAGGGUCCCUCAAGGGCAUGAAAAUGUUACCACCCUGAUCAAUUACUUCAAAACUAUAGGUUUAGAUAUUCUUGAUUUGGUCACUCUCUCUGGAGCACACACCAUUGGUAGAGCUUCCUGCUCUACAUUUCUAAACAGGGUCUACAACUUCAACGGAACCAAAAGGCCCGAUCCCUCACUCAAUACCUCUUACUUGAAUCUAUUGAAGAGAAGAUGUAGACGGACGACGGACCUUGUUUACCUCGACGUAAUAACUCCGAGGACGUUCGACACCGUUUACUACACAAAUCUUCAAAAGAAAGUAGGGUUGUUAACGACGGAUCAAGAACUCCAUUCAGAUCAAAGAACAUCUCCCUUUGUGGAAGCAAUGGCAUCUCAACCCUUUCUCUUUCAGAACCAGUUUUUGGUGUCCAUGGUGAAGCUUGGGAACGUCCAAGUUCUCACUAGGAAUGGAGGUGAAGUUCGCAUGAAUUGCAAUUACGUCAAUCAUCGCUGA
Messenger RNA from Corylus avellana, 984 nucleotides. RefSeq names its product peroxidase 7-like. Gene Ontology annotation, biological process: hydrogen peroxide catabolic process; response to oxidative stress. The record is from RefSeq and is a predicted model, not a curated record. Gene Ontology annotation, molecular function: heme binding; peroxidase activity. NCBI's taxonomy places the organism in Eukaryota, Viridiplantae, Streptophyta, Magnoliopsida, Fagales, Betulaceae.